CCCUCCGCGGCUGCGGAAGGGGACGCGAACCGUCCUGGUCCCAUCCGAGCCGCCGUAGCGCGAGUGCCGCGGGAGUUCGGCAGCCCAGGUCGCCAAGGCAACGGGCUCCGCUGCAGGUUGCGGGCUGCGGGCGCUAGGCUGCCCCGGGGAGGCGCUGCGGGCCGGCGGCCCAGGCACGGCGCGGCGGCGAGACCGCAGGAGACACGGGGAAGAGACAGAGAGGAGGGUAAAGUGAGAAUCCUGCCUGCACCACAGGUCUGGACUGCUAACCUUGAAUCCUGGUUUCUUAAAUUCUGCCUCCGCUUCUGACUGAGGACCACUGGAUUUUGAGGAAACUUUGGUCUUAAUUCCCGUACUGAUUAGUCAACAGUGGAAAAUCUGAAGAGAUGCAAGCAGGAAAAAGAAAUUAAACCAGGCCUGAGGAGCGAUGCGACAGGCAUGAUGGAGGUCGAGUCCUCCUACUCGGACUUCAUCUCCUGUGACCGGACAGGCCGUCGGAAUGCGGUCCCUGACAUCCAGGGAGACUCGGAGGCUGUGAGCGUGAGGAAGCUGGCUGGAGACAUGGGCGAGCUGGCACUCGAGGGGGCAGAAGGACAGGUGGAGGGAAGCGCCCCAGACAAGGAAGCUGGCAACCAGCCCCAGAGCAGCGAUGGGACCACCUCAUCUUGAAUCUGACCUUGUCCAAGAAGGCUGGACGAGAGACCUUCUGUCCCCUCCCAGAGGGGGAACCCUGGCACUGGCCCAGCAGCCUCUUCUCUGAGCCCCAUGUCCCAGAUAAACCAGGCCAGACUGAGAAGGCUCCCCAGAGGCCUCUGUGGCCUCCACUCCGGGAAAGCCCUCUGCCCACACCCACAGGCUCCACAUUCCCACCACCUUCUCACCGUGCCCAGGUACACUUUCAAGACACUGUAACCACAAGAUGUUACUUAUUGAGCUGGCGCCGGGACUUGGGCGGGGCCUGCCCUACAGUGAGCAGCCCACACAGGAACGCUCCUCUCGCGAGCGGUCCGGGCAGGGACCCUGUCCCAACACCAACUCCUCCUCUCCAGCCCAAUCUUCUGGGUCCAGACCUGCUUGUCCCUUUUUUAGAAAACACUUUUAAACUUUUUAAAAAUUGUAAACCUUUUUUCAGCAGAUACGGAGAGAGCUGACAAUCAAUUCACAUUUUUUUAAGCCAUUUUAGCUAAACUCUCAUUGUGCAUCUCUGAGGUUCCCUCAUGGAGCUCCACAGAUCUGUUUUUAGGGAAGGGAUUUUGGCUCAAAACGAUCUGACCACCUCUGCCCUGUCCACGAGGAUAAAUGACACCUAGGACCCAGGAAAUAAAUGCUGAUGAUUUGUGUGA
Nomascus leucogenys (northern white-cheeked gibbon) is the source of this 1343-nucleotide messenger RNA. It is a transcript of the gene PKIG, whose product is annotated as cAMP-dependent protein kinase inhibitor gamma. Lineage: Eukaryota; Metazoa; Chordata; Mammalia; Primates; Hylobatidae. Gene Ontology annotation, cellular component: cytoplasm; nucleus. The record is from RefSeq and is a predicted model, not a curated record. Gene Ontology annotation, molecular function: cAMP-dependent protein kinase inhibitor activity. Gene Ontology annotation, biological process: negative regulation of cAMP-dependent protein kinase activity.